Messenger RNA from Aspergillus heteromorphus CBS 117.55, 834 nucleotides. RefSeq lists its product as uncharacterized. NCBI's taxonomy places the organism in Eukaryota, Fungi, Ascomycota, Eurotiomycetes, Eurotiales, Aspergillaceae. The transcript has 3 exons. The record is from RefSeq and is a predicted model, not a curated record. The coding region runs from base 1 to 834 and encodes 277 amino acids.
AUGGCAGGCAAAGCAUCCAAGUCAACUAAGAAACGCAGCCAAACCAACAAGGAUGACCUGGAUGUUAUUGAGUCUGGCCUCCCUGGCCAAUUUGUCGAGAUAUACCUGUCCGUUCUUGUGUAUGCCUGGCUUAUGAAGGACAUCAUUGGCCGGUUCUUCACAAACCCGUUUUGGUACGUUGACAUACAGCCAGACAGUGAGAACAUCAACAUGGAUGAAGUGCGACGUGGAACAACUGCCUUCGGGGCCGAUCUCUAUGCCUUUUGGAAGACCGUACAGCCAGGUCCUGACAAAUCUUGCCUCCCAGAAAACAAGCGCUAUUCCCAACCCUGGAGAAUGUGGGCCGUGCGUCUCUGCAACCCCUCCGAUCCCACCUGGAUGGGAAGUGAUUGGGGUGGUAAGGACUUUGGUGACAAGGAAGUUGCGCAUCGAAAGGCCAUGACCAGCGCGAUGUGUGACCAUGUCUUGGCUGGGGAGUUCCUACAGUCCAUGCUCAAACCUCUCGAGGGACCAGAACCCAUCGCGCAGAGGCGGCAAUCGCUCGACCAUGUUUAUCAACUUGCGGCUGAUAUGAGCUUUCGCUCUUGGUCGCAUGUUCAGCAUUUGGAGUUUGGGACACUGAACAACCUGAAUAAUCGGUUUUCCUCCGAGGACGCGAACCUUGCAAUGGCCUACAGAUACAAUUUGUUCACACGACGCAAGCGUUUCGAAGGACAUCGGAUUCUGUCAGUUAUGAAACCGGCUAUUUAUAUCUGUGGGGGAAUGAAUGACCCAUCUGGGAGGGAGCUUUUGAUGCCGGCGGAAGUUGUUAUAGACGUUGACCCGGAUAGGUAA